Adineta steineri is the source of this 564-nucleotide messenger RNA. The record is from the annotation of a GenBank genome assembly. Lineage: Eukaryota; Metazoa; Rotifera; Eurotatoria; Adinetida; Adinetidae.
AUGGCUUCGAGAAGAAUUUGUUUAUGGUUUGUAUUUAUGAUUAUUACACAAUCAGUUGGAGAAGAUAUGCGAUCAGUUCGAAUGUCUUUAAUGCGUAAUUCGAAAUUUCAAUGUGCUAAUACAACUUGUGUACCAUUUAUUAAUUUCAUUACAAGAACUAUUCUUAAUUGUCAAGCAGGUUGUUUAGCUGUAAUUCAAUGUGCAGCAGCAAGUUUUCACCGAUCAACGUCUAAUUGUGAAUUGUUUGCUGAUAUGUUGAACCAAAACGGAAAUAUGUUAUUUGAUGCAGACAUUAUUAGUAUGAAUGUUAUUGCUGAAACACGAUCUCCACCUGGUUAGUACAAAAAAUAGUAGAUUUAGAAACAAACCAUUUGAAAAGUAUCGGUGACGAUGUAUUUAGCAAAGGAAGGUCCUUAGGCGUGUCCCAGACAUUUUCAUGAUAUUACAUGGGUUUUUUAAGUGCAGUAUAUCUAUCUCAAGUAUGAAACAAUUCUAGUCAAAAGAUUUUUUAAGAAAUCUAAACAUAUGUGUUGCUGUUUACCUUUUAAAAAUUUUUCAAAAUCG